This is a messenger RNA of Seriola dumerili (greater amberjack), 1753 nucleotides long. RefSeq names its product ankyrin repeat and SOCS box protein 15-like (gene asb15b). The transcript has 13 exons. Gene Ontology annotation, cellular component: cytoplasm. The coding region runs from base 1 to 1752 and encodes 583 amino acids. Gene Ontology annotation, biological process: intracellular signal transduction. The record is from RefSeq and is a predicted model, not a curated record. Gene Ontology annotation, molecular function: protein binding. NCBI's taxonomy places the organism in Eukaryota, Metazoa, Chordata, Actinopteri, Carangiformes, Carangidae.
AUGGAUGACUUUGACCAGGAAGGCAUAAAUGAGGAACUGAUUGAGUUUGCCAUUCGAGAGAGCAUUCAAGAUGCCCACAAGCCGCCAUCUUCAUUACAGAGAAACAGUGAAGCCUUUAUGAAGAUAAUGUCAGCCAUUCACAAAGGUGACGUGUAUGCGCUCCGGGAGCUGUCAGCUUGUGUGUCUGCAUUCAGAGAGAGCGACAACAGGGGCCGGCUGCCUCUGCACGCAGCGGCUGUACAGCCACAGCGGGAGAUCCUGCAUGUGGUACUGCAGGCGAUGUCAACAUCCACAGACCUGACCCUGGAGGAGCACACGGAGGAUGGCGACACGGCUCUGACUCUGGCAGUGGAGGCCGGCCUGGUGGAAAAUGUCAGCAUGCUGCUGCAGCACACAGCUUCACCACACAACACCAACAGCAGGAACGAGUCUCCUCUGCUCAUUGCGGUGAGACAGAGCUCAUAUGAUAUGGUUUUAUCCCUCAUCAUGGGUGGGGCCUUUGUGGAGCAAGUGUGUCUCACUAAGUGGACGGCCACCCAUGAAGCUGCAAAGGUGGGUUGUCCAGCUAUUCUCAUGCUGCUGCUUCGACAUGGAGCCAAAGUGACUGCUCAAGACAGACACGGGGUGACACCUCUGGGGAUUGCAGCUGAAUAUGGCAACACUGAAGCUUUGGACAUUCUCAUACAGCAUGGUGGUGAUGUGAACGCCCAGGCCAGCAAUGGAGACACAGUCCUGUAUGAUGCAUCCGGAUCUGGAAACUUGGACUGUAUCAAGCUGCUCCUGCAGCAUGAAGCCAACCCAAAUGUGGCCAGCUAUGCCUCCGAGCUGCCCAUCCACAGAGCUGCAUAUGAAGGACACAUACUAGCCCUGAGGACUCUCAUCCCCAUCACCACAAAGAGAGCUAUCCGUCUCUCAGGCCACAGUCCUGUGCACUCAGCAGCUGACGGGGGGCAGGUUGAAUGUCUGGACCUGCUUAUACAGAAAGGAUAUGAUGUCAAUGCUCUGCUGCAUGCACAUAUCUCUGAGACCUAUGGGGACCUCAGGAAGACUCCUCUGUACUUUGCUGUUUCCAACGGCGACAUGACCUGUGCUGAGAUUUUGCUGGCAGCUGGAGCGAGAACUGACCUGGACCCGCUACGAUGCAUCCUGGUCGCUGUGCGAGCUGAGAGGUACGAGCUGGUGCAGCUGCUGCUUUCCUAUGGAGCAGAGGUGAACUGUUACUUCAGAGUGAUCAGUAACACAGCGUUCCCCACAGCCCUACAGUACUGCCUCAGGGACCAUGUCAUGAUGCGUCUGCUGCUCAACAGUGGAUAUCAAGCUUACAAGUGUUUCCAGUGUUGCCAUGGUAAUGGUGAAGAAAUGGAUAGUACCUGGACUGACCUCCAUAACCAAGCCUACCAAAUUUACUGUCAACCUGACAUCAUCACAUUCUGUGAGUUUGUGUCAGUGUCGUGGUUGGCACAUCUGGUGGGCAAUGUGGUGAGGAUGCUCCUGGACUAUGUCAGCCAUGUUGGCAUCUGUCCCAACCUUACCCGCAUCCUGGAGAGGAGGCCAGAGUGGGAUGAGAUUUCUGACAUACUGAGCAAGCCACGGUCUCUGCAGCACUUAUGUCGACUGGUAAUCAGAGGUCACAUGAGCCUCAGAACACUGAAUAACCCUGAAGCCAUGGCGGCUGUAACUUUUCCUCCAAGACUGAAGCACUACCUGACCUACAGAGAGUACGACAUCUACAGUGACCUCUCCUCUACGUGAA